Enterobius vermicularis (human pinworm) is the source of this 3660-nucleotide messenger RNA. The record is from the annotation of a GenBank genome assembly. NCBI's taxonomy places the organism in Eukaryota, Metazoa, Nematoda, Chromadorea, Rhabditida, Oxyuridae.
AUGAAGUUUUUAGCACUUUGUGAGCGUAAACGUAUAAAGCAUACAUUUACUGAUUUUUACGCUAAAGCUAGUUUUGAUGGAAAGUCCUUCUUCUUGAAGGGUCUUGUGUUACGUUUCAUCAAAAAGCAAGUAAGAAUCGGAGAGCGGUGCAGUUUUGAUGAACAGUGUUUGGGGAAUUCAAGCUGUGUGAUGAAUGUUUGCACGUGUGCUGCAGGAAUGGCCGAAGUAAACGGAUCUUGCGAACAGGCGGUUUCGGCUUUGCCAAUUAUUCGUGAGCAUUACCAAAGCAACUAUAAUGAUUCUCGUCUCGGCAGAGCAUCUAUUGGCAUGACCUGCACUGAUCACCUGCAAUGUAUUGGUACGAAGCGCUCAAAGUGCAUAGAAACAAGUAGUAACGCUACAAAAAAAACUUGUCAGUGUCAGCCUGGAUCGGUUUACAAUGGGUUUUCAUGUAUUGAAAUGGAUAAAAUGUCGUGCCCAGCAAAUACGGUCUUUAUAAAUGGAACAAUAUGCUUGCCGCUAAUUCCUCUAGGUCAGGCUUGCGUAGAAAACGUACAGUGCAUGGGUUUUGCAGACUGCAUUGGUUUGUGGUGUCAGUGCCCAGAUGGGUACCGGAGCAUCCGUGGAAAGAUUUCUAAACAACGCUUAUGUGAAAGUGACUUUGUUGGAUUGGUGGCUGUAGACAAAGGUCUAACACUGUCAACGCUAAGAGCUACGGACCAGGGUUUUGAAAAAUUUAAAAAUGUUAAUGGGUCUAAUGAAUCAAUGCUCAAAGAAAAAGUACCUGAAAAAGAGAUUAAAACAAUGAAUUAUAGAAAAUUAAAAGGUGAAAGUCACACAGAUGCAAGAUCGGUAGUACUGUUGCGACCGCCACUAUUCCUGGAAAAAAGUGACAGCAGAAACAACCUUAUUAGUCAUAUUCGCGUGACAUUAGCGCUGCAUAAUUUUUUAAAUAAUGCUUUCCAAGAUUAUGCUAUUCAUUACUUUUGCAAUUAUUGCGCUACUACCGUAUAUCCAAGGUGGCAAUUUAUCAUUUUUUUGCAGCCUGUAGAUAGUUCUACCUUUCUCAGAGUAUUAAAACGAAACGUUAUUCAGAACAAUGAAAUUAAAGUUACGGUUGAUAGUGAUUCCACCGUAAAAUUUGCAGGAAAAACACUCGGUAAUACUUGUAUAAAUUCCUCGGAUUGUCGCGGAGGUGAACAGUGCAUAUCUUCUACUUGUCAAUGUAAUUCAAAUCAGCUUUCUUACAAUGGACGCUGUAUAACUAACAACAAUAUCUGCACAGGCGGGCAACAGAUUUACUUUAACGGUCAAUGUUUGUAUACAUCACAAAUUAAUCAACAAUGCGUAACAAGCAGUCAAUGCCUCGGUGGAUCUUUCUGUUAUAAUCAAAUAUGCACUUGUCCAACAGGCACUGUUAACGUGAAUAAUGUAUGUCAAGAACAAAACAGUUUUUGCAAUUCUAAUCAAAUUUACUAUCAAAAUCAGUGCUACAACUUGGUCAGAAUUGGUCAGCAGUGUAUGGUACCGAUUCAAUGUCUUGGGGGUGCUGAUUGUGUGAACGGUAUGUGUCAGUGUCCUUCUGGCACAUCCCUUAUUGGUGAAACUUGUCAACAGUCGUCAUCUGUUGGUUGUCCCAACGAGCAAGUUAUGGUGAAUGGUGUAUGCCGACAAAGAGUAUCACCAGGACAAAACUGUGAUGACACCCUACAAUGUAUGGAUGCAGCCGAAUGUUCAUCCAUUCGCGCAUGCGUGUGUCCACUUGGCAUGUUUCUUAUAAACAACUUUUGCAGAAAACUUUCAUCUGAUGAACCAUGUGAUCAAACAUCAUCGGUUUUUAUAAAUAACCAGUGUAUGCCUGUACAAAGAGUGGGAUCAAACUGUCAGCAUUCUCUUCAAUGUCUUGGCGGAACUGAAUGUAUUAAUAACGUCUGUAAUUGUCCAAGUGGCACUGUACUUGUCAAUCAGUACUGUGUUAGCACUUCUACAAGUUGUUAUUCUAACCAGAUCCUUUACAACAGUCGUUGCUACAAUUUGGUUUCUUUUGGUCAAGCAUGUUAUGUGAAUGCGCAAUGCCAGAACGGUGCCGAAUGUGGUCCUUCAGCAGUCUGCUCAUGCCCGUAUGGCACGCAAAUUAGUAAUCCUUUUUUCUAUGUACGAGGAAAAAAAGAGGAUUUUAACGGAGACAACGUUGAAAAGAAGUCUAAAUCUUACUGUUUAGCAAUAUUUAACCGAUACAAUUUAAAAAUGAUCUUAAAUGAAAAAAUCUAUGAAAUUCAAUUACUAAUUAAUGGAGUUUGUUACGCACGUGUUGUUCCUAAUGGAGCCUGCACCUAUUCUGAACAAUGUCUUGGGGGUGCAACGUGUACAAACGUUUACGAUGAAAAAAAGGUAGAUGAAUUCUGUGGUAGUGAAUCAAAUAAGGUGACACAAAUGCGGCAGUGCACCGUUGCUGUAUAUCUGUCACUUCGAUGGGUCUCUUAUUUGAUCCAGUACUGCGUUUCUUCUUCUGCUUCAUCUGGGUGCAGUCAGAACUUCGUCUAUGUUAACGGUCGUUGUUUAGCAAUGGGAGCACCAGGAUCUCAGUGCGAAAAUAAUAUACAGUGCCUUGGCGGUUCUACUUGCAUGAACGGACAAUGCGCUUGUCCAAGCGGCUACACAUAUGUUAUGAAUUACUGUGUGGUGUCUUCGUCUUCACCCAGCUCGAACUGUGCGUCGAAUGAGGUUUAUGUAAAUGGUCAAUGCUAUACGAAACGUACGUUAAACGAGUACUGCACAUACAAUGAGCAGUGUCAGUAUGGUACCACUUGCCAAAAUAAUCGCUGUUACUGUCCUUCUGGUUCUGUUUGGCAGGGAAACUCUUGUUCAUCAAGCAGCGGUAACUGUGGAACAAAUCAGGUGUACAUCAAUGGAAACUGUUAUAAUAUGGCUUAUAUUGGACAGAGCUGUCAGUAUUCUCAACAAUGUCAAGGGGGUUCAGCGUGCACAAAUUAUUAUUGUCAGUGUCCUCCUGGACUAGUAGCAAGCAAUAAUAUGUGUGUGAACAAUGGUGGUCAAUAUUGUCCAUCUGGUCAAGUUUCAAUUAAUGGUCAAUGCUACGCGCAGGUGCAAAUUGGUCAGUUUUGUUACUACAACCAACAGUGCUUGGGUAAUUCAAAUUGUACUUCAAACAGAUGUACUUGUCCCACUGGUACUAUCUUGUCAAAUAAUAUGUGCAUGUCAAACUCAAAUUGCCGGUCUUAUCAGGUUUACGUUAACGGCCAAUGUUUGGAUACUGUAAGCAUUGGAAUGCAGUGUACAGAUAACUCUCAAUGUAUCGCUUCUGCAAGCUGUGUACAGACAAACGGAGGAUCACAGAGAACCUGUCAAUGCAACAGUGGUACCGCGUUUGUCGGUUCAUCGUGUAUGACGUCGUCGUAUAACUGUCCGUAUAACACUGUCUACAUUAGUGACUCAAACUGUAUGCAACUUGUAGCACUAGGUCAAUCUUGCGUUUAUACCUCGCAGUGUAUGGGCUUUAGCGCUUGUACAGGCGGAAGAUGUCAGUGCCCAUAUAGUUAUACAAACACUAAUGGAGUAUGCAGACCACAAAACGCCUUGGUGAUAUCUGACUUCACCAUUCAAAACGGUUGGAAAAAGUUGUUUAAACAUAUUGGUUAA